AUGUUAACUUAUUCCACUUGUGAACAUUAUUUUGAUGCUGUUGACAUUUUUGGUAUAGACUUUGUUGCCCUUGAAGUUUUGGAAAUUGAUGCUAGCGAUUGUGAUUUAGAGCUGAAGAAUAAUCACAUCAGUAGAGUAAAUAUGAAAAUGUUAAAAUUACUGAAAAUUAAGUGUUGGCGUGCAAAUAGAGCACUCAUUCAAAUGAUAAAUGAACAGCAAACGUUAAAACAUCUGGAAACGGAGCUAUAUAAUGGUAUAUUUGUUAGUCAUAAACUUUUGUUGCAACAAUGUGGUUUAGAACAUUCAUUGGAGGAUCUCCUCAUCAGUUCUUAUCUGCCUCUGCCACUUAAGGAACUGGUAACGCUGAUAAAUCGUUAUAAGCAAGUAGAUGCUUUUUUGUUGGUCAAUUGCAUGCACACAUCAACCAUUAUUGUGGCUGUGAAUAUAACUAUUGUCUUUACUUACAUCAAGUUCGCCGUGCUACUAGAUAAUGGCUAA
Vavraia culicis subsp. floridensis is the source of this 498-nucleotide messenger RNA. RefSeq lists its product as uncharacterized. The record is from RefSeq and is a predicted model, not a curated record. The coding region runs from base 1 to 498 and encodes 165 amino acids. The transcript has a single exon. NCBI's taxonomy places the organism in Eukaryota, Fungi, Microsporidia, Pleistophoridae.